AUGGGACCUUUGACUCUGCUCCCGACCAUGGUGCUGUCCAUGUGCUGUCAUUUUCAGUUUGCAUCAGCUUGGACGGUGAAUAAUUUCCUCAUGACUGGACCUAAGGCUUUCCUCACCUAUGCCGGUAGUGUGCAAGUGGGCGCACAGAGUGGGAUGCAUGAGUGUAAGCACCAGUUCGCCUUAGAGAGGUGGAACUGCCCAGAAAACACGCUCCAGCUGUCCACGCACAACGGCCUCCGGAGUGCCACCAGAGAGACGUCUUUCGUCCACGCCAUCAGUGCAGCAGGAGUGAUGUACACGCUCACCAAGAACUGCAGUAUGGGAGACUUUGACAACUGCGGCUGUGAUGACUCCAGGAUUAGACAGACAGGUGGUGUAGGAUGGAUUUGGGGAGGCUGCAGUGAUAACGUGGCGUUUGGAGAGAAAAUCUCCAAACAGUUUGUGGACGCGCUGGAGGGCGGGCACGAUUCACGCGCAGCAGUCAACCGACACAACAACGAGGCAGGCAGACUGGCUAUCAAAGCGACCAUGAGGAGAGCCUGUAAGUGCCACGGGGUGUCCGGGAGCUGCAGCAUCCAAACCUGCUGGAUGCAGCUGGCCGAUUUCAGAGAGGUGGGCAAGUACCUGAAGAUGAAGCACGAACAGGCCAAGAAGCUGGAGAACAGCGCGGACAACCGGGGUGCCAUCGAGCAGGCCUUCCGGAGCAUCGCCCGCACGGAGCUCAUCUACCUGGAGGACUCCCCGGACUACUGCGUGAAGAACCGGAGCCGAGGGCAUCCGGGCACCGAGGGCCGGGAGUGUCUGAAGAGCAACAAGAACAUCUCGCAGUGGGAGAGGCAGAGCUGCCGCAGGCUGUGCUAUGAAUGCGGCCUCCGGGUGCUGGAGAAACGCAUCGAGGUCGUCAGCAGCUGCAACUGCAAAUUCCACUGGUGCUGCACGGUGAGGUGCGACAAAUGCACGCAAGUCGUUACCAAAUAUUACUGUGCACGCAAAGAAGGGGGAAAACCUCAUAAUAAGACGAAGCGCAGGCACCGUGCGCGCCGGCACUGA
Messenger RNA from Anoplopoma fimbria (sablefish), 1050 nucleotides. Its product is annotated as protein Wnt-8a-like. Gene Ontology annotation, cellular component: extracellular region. NCBI's taxonomy places the organism in Eukaryota, Metazoa, Chordata, Actinopteri, Perciformes, Anoplopomatidae. The record is from RefSeq and is a predicted model, not a curated record. Gene Ontology annotation, biological process: multicellular organism development; canonical Wnt signaling pathway; cell fate commitment. Gene Ontology annotation, molecular function: cytokine activity; frizzled binding.